Coturnix japonica (Japanese quail) is the source of this 2780-nucleotide messenger RNA. RefSeq names its product ectonucleoside triphosphate diphosphohydrolase 8-like. Gene Ontology annotation, molecular function: GDP phosphatase activity; ribonucleoside triphosphate phosphatase activity; UDP phosphatase activity. NCBI's taxonomy places the organism in Eukaryota, Metazoa, Chordata, Aves, Galliformes, Phasianidae. Gene Ontology annotation, cellular component: plasma membrane. Gene Ontology annotation, biological process: nucleoside diphosphate catabolic process. The record is from RefSeq and is a predicted model, not a curated record.
CUCAGGAAGCCCCAUCCUGUCUGCUGCAUGGACAGCAGCAGAUCUUCAGACCCAGGAAGGGAGAGGACACUCAUCCAUUCUCUUCCAGUGAAGCAACCAACCUGGGUCCGAAGGUUGUGUGAUGGGUGGGGAUGAGAGCAGAGCGGUGCCACAGUCUGAGCUCUGGGUGUCCCACAGCAGCACGUGGCAGUGAGGGACACCGUGGUGACAGGCUGGGCUGUCUGUGCUGCAGACAGAGAGCUCAGAGGUGGCUGAGCCCCCAGAUUCACAGGAUGUUACAUUGGGGCACACAGCCAUAGGGCAGAGUGCUCCGGGAAGGUCGGACAGUGCAACAAGAGCCAGCACCUCUGUGUUUGACUCAGCUGAGAUAAGGCACCCAGAAAGUGCGUCUUUUUACCCUAACGAGCCCCGUGACAGCCAGGUCACCCACAGGGAAGGGCUGAGUGCCCCAGCUGGGCCAUGCUGAUGUCCUGCCCUGCCCCCAGGGAACAAUCCUGGGACCCCCAGCAGGACCACCCUCCUGUUCCUUCAAGAGUGUGUGACCCAGGGCACUGCAGACUGGAAACAUCACUCUCACCUCUUAUCCCUGCUGAGGCUCAAAAUGAAAGUGUUAGGAUUGGUGAGAGGGGAGAAAGAACGGAAGUGUAUGUGUGAGAGGAGAGCAGAGGAAUAAGGGUUAACCAUGGUCAAAGACAAGGUGUGACCCAGCUGCUGAAGGACUCUUCUACAUGAUUCCAUUCAAAUGAGGAGGAGGAACUUACUGGGCAAGGGUAAGGUGUCAGAAAAAUGCAGAAGGAGCCGGGCUGUAAAUACACACAUUAAUCAAUCAAGAGUUUUCUCUAACUUUCUGAUGAAGUCUGAGGUAAAAUAAUGGGGAGAUGACCUUCAAGCAUUGUCCACUUCCAAAGGACAUAAAGUGGAGCCCCAGCUGGGCUCACUGCAGGCAGCAGAGGAGCCCUGAGCCGUGGUGAGGACACACAGCAGCUCCGGAGCCACAGGUGCCUUCCCAUGAUGUUCAUUAACAAGAAGCUCUUCAGCACUGCCUUGCUCGGGCUGCUGGUCACACUGUCCAUCAUCGCCCUCAUCCUCAGCCUGGUGAGGGUUGAAGAUGUCACCCUGCCACCCACAAUCCAGUACGGGAUGGUGUUUGAUGCAGGCUCAUCCCACACCUCUCUGUUUGUCUACGAGUGGGACUCGGACAAGCAGAACAACACCGGUGUGGUCAGCCAGACCUUGUCCUGUGAUGUCCAGGGGCCAGGCAUAUCAAGCUAUGCCGAAGAUCCCCCGAAAGCUGGUGCUUCCCUAAGAGAGUGCCUGGAUGAAGCCCUGAAGGUCAUUCCUGCUGCAAAACAGAGGGAUGUCUCAGUUUACUUUGGAGCGACAGCUGGCAUGAGGCUAUUGAGGGAACAGAACAGCUCAGCUGCAGACCAAGUCCUGGCUGAAAUCGCUAAAACCAUACAAGAGUAUCCUGUGGCUUUCUGUGGGGCUCAGAUCAUUACAGGAGAAGAGGAGGGAGCUUAUGGUUGGAUCACCAUCAACUACCUGCUGGAGUCCUUCACCAAGUACUCCCCAAAAGCACACACGUGGGUCCAUCCAGAGGCAGCCAACAGUUUUGGGGCUCUGGACCUUGGAGGAGCAUCAACUCAGAUCAGCUUUGCCCCCAAAGGUUCAGUCAUAAAAUGGAACGAAACCUCCACAUUCACGCUGUAUGGAUACAACUACAACAUCUACACUCACAGCUACAUCUGCUAUGGGCAGAACGAGAUGUGGAAGCGCCUGGCAAAGGAGUUAAUUGUGGAGUCGUCCUCCAGCACACUAGUUGAACACCCUUGCUACCCCAAAGACUACAAGGAAACCAUCUCGCUGUCUUCCUUCCGCACCAGCCCCUGCACCAACCAGAGUGACCCACGUCUGCCUCUUGAUGACAGAAAUGUGACCCUGGAGGGCAGGAGCAACAGCAGCGAGUGUUUGGUUGCCAUCAAGAAGCUCUUCAACUUCUCGGCAUGUGGACAGAGCCAGGACUGCUCCUUCGAUGGCAUCUACCAGCCCCCCGUCAGCGGGCAGUUCUUUGCCUUUUCUGCUUUUUACUACAACUUCAAGUUUCUCAACCUGACCGAGGGACAGUCGCUGGCCACCGUCAGGGACACCAUUGAGCGAUUCUGUGCAAGAACCUGGGAGGAUCUGUCUUCCAGUUACCCUGAGGAGAAUCCUGAGCGACUGCCUAAAUACUGCGCCAACGCCAACUACAUCCUCACACUCCUCCUCGAUGCCUACAAGUUCAAUGAGACCAGCUGGAACAACAUCUUCUUCCAGAUGAAGGUGGGGAGCACCAACGUGGGCUGGACUCUUGGCUACAUGCUGAACCUCACCAACAUGAUCCCAGCGGAGGCUCCAGUGCGGGUGAAGGGACACACACCCUCCCUGUGGGCUGCAGCCGUUGCCUUCAUCACCCUCACCUUGGCUUUGGGGCUUGUUGCUCUGGUUGUGCUUUUGUGGACGUAGGAAUGGACAGAGGGAUCAUUAUUCCGCAGUGCCCUAUGGAUGCCAGGCUGCAAGUGCAGCUGGCUGCAGAUCUUGCUGAGCUGGAUCUUCCCCAUGGCUGUGCCCUUACCUUUGCCUUUGGUUCUGCUCACUCCUUAUCUGCCCUGUGCAUGAUUCACUUUGUUAUUUGCUGGGAGCACGUCUGCCUCCCGGCAGCACGGAGCUGACCUUUGCAGUUGUUGCAGAAAGGCAAGCACCCAGCCGCUCUCGUUAUUCAGAAGUAAACACUGGAAAAGGCA